AUGUUGCUCUUUGUGGGGCAGGUAACAUCUAAAGGAACUGGUUUAAAUCCUAAUGUCAAAGUUCGGCAAGAAAUUCCUCCUGGAAGUAGUGAUGCCACUCCAGUAACUCAUGGAACCGAAAGCUCUUGGCAUGAAACAGCAGCCACAUCAGGGUCUCAUCCUGAGGGUAAUACAGAGCUUUCUGAUGAUACAUGUAAGGAAUAUGAAGUAAUGUAUUAAUCAUCUUGUGAAACCACAAGAAAUACUGCUGGCAUUGAAGAAUCAUCUGAUGGAAUGAUUUUAGGACCAGAAGAUCUGAAUUACCAAAUGUAUGAUGUUUUUGGAGAAAGCAAUUCGGCAAUUUCUACAGAAGACCUAAAAGAAUGUCUGAAGAAACAAAUAGAAUUCUGUUUCUCACGAGAAAAUUUGUCAAAGGAUCUUUACUUGAUCUCUCAAAUGGACAGUGAUCAGUUUAUCCCAAUUUGGACAGUUGCCAACAUGGAAGAAAUAAAAAAGCUGACCACAGACCCUGAUCUAAUUCUUGAGGUGUUGAGAUCUUCCCCCAUGGUACAGGUUGAUGAGAAGGGUGAGAAAGUGAGACCAAGUCAUAAGCGUUGUAUUGUUAUUCUUAGAGAGAUUCCUGAAACAACACCAAUAGAGGAAGUGAAAGCUUUGUUCAAAAAUGAAAAUUGUCCCAAAGUGAUAAGCUGUGAAUUUGCACACAAUAGUAAUUGGUAUAUCACUUUCCAGUCAGACACAGAUGCACAACAGGCUUUUAGAUACUUAAGAGAAGAAGUUAAGACAUUUCAGGGCAAGCCAAUCAUGGCAAGGAUAAAAGCCAUCAAUACAUUUUUUGCUAAGAAUGAUUAUCGACUAAUGGAUUCUAGUGUGUAUAGUCAGCCCAUUCAAACUCAAGCACAGUAUGCCUCACCAAUCUUUAUGCAGCCUGUAUAUAAUCCUCACCAACAGUACUCACUCUACAGUAUUGUGCCUCAGUCUUGGUCUCCAAAUCCUGCACCUUAUUUUGAAACACCGCUGGCUCCCUUUCCCAAUGGUAGUUUUGUGAAUGGCUUUAAUUCACCAGGAUCUUACAAAACAAAUGCUGCUACUAUGAACAUGGGUCGACACCAAAAAACUCAUGUGAAGCCUCACUUUAGGUCAUCCAGUGGUUUAGAACAGUCAACAGAGGGCUCUGUGUUAUUGGGGGAUGGACCAUUGAACAGCUCUAGUUCGAGUAACUUUACAACUGAAUGGCAUAACCCUACAGUAACAGGGCAUCGGGAGCAAACUUACCUCCUAAAGGAGACCCCCACUUUGCAGGUGGAACAGAAUGGGGACUACAGUAGGGGCAGGAGAACUCUUUUCAGAGGUCGAACACAACGGGAAGAUGACAGGCUCCCAAGACUCCAUCCCGCAACUGCUGAAGCAAAGGCUCCAACACCAAAGUUUGACUUAUUAGCCUCAAAUUUUCCUCCUUUACCUGGAAGUUCAUCGAGAGUACCAGGUGAACUUCCUUUGGAGAAUAGGAUGUCUGAUGUUAAAGGUGUCUACAAGGAAAAGGAUAAUGAAGAGUUGAGAAUUAGUUGUCCCGUGCCUGCAGAGGAUGAGGAGGCAGACUGUAGCUCUGCCCAACAGCUCAGUUUGAGUACAAGUCCUCCAUGUGUAGCUCAGCUUCCUGCAUUAAGUACAACUCAGCAAGAAGAGGAUCAAGUGCAGGAUUCCUCUGUUCAGAAGGAUGUUCUCAACCAGGCAACUUUACCAGUUUCUUCACCAAGUACUGCAAAGCCAUCAAGGACAAAUACUGCUUCACCAUGUAAUAGUAAUAUAAAUGCACCUGUAGCUGUGGCCCUAUAGGAACCCCGAAAGCUGAGUUAUGCUGAAGUGUGCCAGAAGCCCCCUAAAGAGCCAUCUCCAGUUCUUGUGCAGCCACUACGGGAACUUCGCUCCAAUGUAGUAUCUCCUACCAAAAAUGAAGAGAAUGGAAUUCCUGAGAAGUCCAUUGAGAAACCACAUGAGAGGCCUGAAGCAAGGGCUAGUAAAGAUUGUUGUGGCUUCCGAGGCAAUACCAUUCCCAGGGGAGCAGCUGGAAAAGUCUGAGAACAGAGACGCCAGUUUGGCCAUAGGUCUAUACCUCAGGGAGUGACUCGACGUAAUGGCAAAGAGCAAUAUGUGCCACCCAGAUCACCAAAGUAA
This is a messenger RNA of Choloepus didactylus (southern two-toed sloth), 2172 nucleotides long. Its product is annotated as la-related protein 4-like. Gene Ontology annotation, biological process: positive regulation of translation. The record is from RefSeq and is a predicted model, not a curated record. Lineage: Eukaryota; Metazoa; Chordata; Mammalia; Pilosa; Megalonychidae. Gene Ontology annotation, molecular function: mRNA 3'-UTR binding. Gene Ontology annotation, cellular component: cytoplasmic stress granule; cytosol.